This is a messenger RNA of Serendipita indica DSM 11827, 558 nucleotides long. The record is from the annotation of a GenBank genome assembly. Lineage: Eukaryota; Fungi; Basidiomycota; Agaricomycetes; Sebacinales; Serendipitaceae.
AUGUCCUCGACUACGACGCCCUAUGCUCACCUCAGUCAACUCGACCUCGUUCGUCUCAUCGAGACGUACAGAUACAUUCUCAACGGUAAGUUCAUCACCAGCCUAUACGAACACGACAUGCUCAACUACGUGACAAUCCCAGACCCCUCGCGCCCACCAACAGAUAAAGCAGAAGCCCAGCGGGCUCUCGCGGCCUUGUACCAACCAGCAUACAGCCCGACCACCCAAGUGGAGCACAACAACCGCGUCCUAGGCGGCUACCGUGCAACCCUCGCCAACCCAAAUGUCUCCGAAGCCGCCAAAGCCCACGCACGCGCCAUGCUCGAACAAGCUGGUGCAGACGUUCGCACUCUCAAGGAGCGCACGGCGAUGCGCGCCAGCGGGAGUGGUGCCGGUAGCAACGGCAGUACCAGUGGAAGCGACGGGGAAGGGCGACGAGAUGCACAUUUGGCGAGACAAUUGGGUGGAUACAAGAGUGCGUUAAAGAAUCCAAAUGUCUCGCCCGAAGCAAAAGCACACGCGCGCAACAUGCUCGCGCAGCACGGCAUCACUUACUAG